AUGUCGCGAGCCAAAGAAACGGAACUGUUGGAGAUACCUGAGACUCCUGAAGCUGUUGCUUUUCACAACACACAAAUCAUCAAAAGCAGCCUAGAGGCAGCAAAUUUCAUGGUCUCAACCACUGUGUCUCCAGUAGCUGAGGCUCAGUAUCAUUCCUUGUUUGAUCCAAGCCGAGUGACGCCCAAGCCGAAGAUGAGGAAGGUUGGUGAUGACAAGCCGCCCUUUACAUUUGCUGCAUCACUCCAUGACCUUCAGUCGGGCCCUACCUCAGAGGGUUUCUCUAUUGUUAAGAAAAUCAAACAGAAGCCCACACCUCAAGCAGCGGAAUUAAAUCGAACAAGUCCUUUCGGUCAUGCCCCCACGCAGUCACCACAUAUCGCACGCCAGAGCGAGGAAGAUGAUCGAAAUUCCACCCGGACAUUAAGGACGAAGCCACAGAAUGAACCAACAGUGUCUACAGUACAACCUGCAUUACGCAAUGAAAAUGACGUGCAGACGCACUCUCCGCCACAACGGCCUCCCGCCCCCACCAACGAUGAUGCAGCCGCUUAUAAGCCGUAUUCCGGGCAAGGAAAUUUGGAAACUAUAAUGUCGAAAGGCUCUCCCAAAUCCCUGUCCUUACCCUUGUUCCCUAAGAAUUUGAUUGGCCUGGAUACCGAAGACGAAACUCUAUUCAUAUGUCAAAAGCGACCUACGAACCGUGAAUUAGCGAGGAUAGCACUAGCUUGUGCGAACGGGCCGAGUAUGACAGCUAUACAAAUCACUGAUUGGCUGGCGCAAAAACUCCCCUACCUUCAAAAGGGGCAGGGUAAUUGGGAGAAGAGCCUGAAAACUACCCUCUCAUUCUAUGAUGAGUUUCGUGGCAAGAGAGCAAUGGGUUCGCAUGAUGGUAGUGUGCUGUGGAGUUUCGCCAAGGCAGCGGACAAAGCUCGAUACCAAAACGAAUAUCGAGUUUAUCUGGCCUAUUUUUCACAUCAAAACGAAGAGCAGGACAAGCAGGAACAGGUUGUUGCAGGGCCUGGCGUUAAUCUCAACAAAAUCGUACCUAACACACCAAAACAGCAGGGUAAGACUAGACUGCGAAGCGCUAUCGAAAGUGCGCCGACAAGGUACGCCAAAAGUACGCGGCGAAAUGGCUUCACAGGGAUACCGUAUGCUCGAGAUUCGGUAACCCCACCAACAGUGCAGGACUCCAGCUUGAUGGUUUCACCAGUCAGCGCCACGUCGCAUGGCAGUCCGCUACGUAGCCAGGCCCAGCCACGUAAAUUGUCAUCUUCAAGAGACAGGGUUGAAUUCGCAUCUGGGGUCAAACGCGAGACGAGCUUUCAUGAUGUGUAUCCUUGUAGCACCAAGCGGCCCAUUGAGAUAAUGACAUCGGAAGAGAAGGCCGCAAAAGCGGCGCAGAUCCGAGCGCGACCCACACGUAAAGAGCUGUUCGAUUCAAACCAACGAUUAGCGCACGUUCGAAGGUACAGACGACAGGAUAUCCAUGACGAAAGCGAUGGAGCAUGGGAACCUGAAAGUGUUGGGGUGAGAAAAAAAGCAAAUAGGUGGAAGGGCGACACGUUGGUAAACGACUGUGGUCGGAGCCGGUCUCUACAUGAAGUCUUCAACCUACCGGCCAAUGCUAUACCAAUGAAUAACGGAAAUGAGUUGGCGUUCAGGGACGGGACUUUGAUCAAUGGCCGGCUACCACGACCACGGCACACAUAUAGAGUUGGUAGGAGGCUGGGAGCUGUACUCACAGUCAUGUAA
Molecule: messenger RNA, 1755 nt
Organism: Exserohilum turcica Et28A
Lineage: Eukaryota; Fungi; Ascomycota; Dothideomycetes; Pleosporales; Pleosporaceae
Exons: 2
Coding region: 1-1755 (584 amino acids)
Source: RefSeq, a predicted model, not a curated record